CAAGCGGAGAUGAGAGGGCUAUGGCCAAGGAGGUCAGUGCCGUGAUUGGUCAGAAUCUGUCGGAGGAAACUGUGGCAGAGGGUCAGGAACCCAUUGAAUUCUGGGAAUUGCUUGGAGGCAAAGCUCCAUAUGCGAGUGAUAAGCGACUACAGCAGACCGCUCCGGACCACCAGCCACGCCUGUUUGAAUGCUCCAAUAAGACGGGCCGCUUCAUCGUGACGGAGGUCACUCAGUUCACCCAGGAUGACCUCAGUGAAGACGAUGUCAUGUUGCUGGACACGUGGGACCAGGUAUGAGGUGACGCUGUUUGUGAGACUAACCUUCUAGG
Molecule: messenger RNA, 328 nt
Organism: Cynoglossus semilaevis (tongue sole)
Lineage: Eukaryota; Metazoa; Chordata; Actinopteri; Pleuronectiformes; Cynoglossidae
Product: advillin-like
Exons: 2
Coding region: 21-296 (91 amino acids)
Biological process (GO): actin filament severing; actin polymerization or depolymerization; barbed-end actin filament capping
Cellular component (GO): actin cytoskeleton; cytoplasm
Molecular function (GO): actin filament binding; phosphatidylinositol-4,5-bisphosphate binding
Source: RefSeq, a predicted model, not a curated record